AUGAACCAAGGAAUGGCUUCAGAAAAUGACUCUUCAGUGAAAGAGUUUAUUCUGCUAGGAUUGACUCAGCAGCCAGAACUCCAGCUGCCUCUCUUCUUCCUCUUCUUGGGAAUCUAUGUGGUCUCUAUGGUGGGGAACCUGGGCUUGAUUGUUCUGAUUAUUUUGAACCCUCACCUGCACACCCCCAUGUACUACUUUCUCUUCAACCUUUCCUUCACAGAUCUCUGCCUUUCCUCUGUCAUAAUCCCCAAGAUGCUGGUCAGUUUUGUAAAUCAGAACACCAUCUGCCAUGCAGAGUGCAUGACUCAGUUCUUUUUCUUUGUCUUCUUUGUUAUUAACGAAGUCUACAUUUUGACAGCAAUGGCUUAUGACAAAUAUGCUGCCAUCUGUAAACCACUGCUUUACCAGGUCACCAUGUCCUAUCAGGUCUGCCACUUGAUGAUGGUAGCUGUGUAUGUAAUGGGGUUUGUGGGAAGUUUGGUACAUACUGGUAACAUGCUAAGUCUUAGCUUCUGUAAUGGCAACAUCAUCAAUCACUACAUGUGUGAUGUACUUCCUCUUCUGAAGCUCUCCUGUGCACAUACUGCCAUUAAUGAGCUGGUGGUUUUCAUUGUUGCGGGUAUCAAUGUAACAGUGCCCAGCCUGACUAUCUUUAUUUCUUACACCUUGAUCCUUUACAGCAUCCUUGGCAUCCAUUCUGCAGAGGGUAGGUCAAAAGCCUUCAGCACCUGUGGCUCUCAUGUAAUAGCUGUUUCCCUUUUCUUUGGAGCCUCAACAUUUAUGUAUCUUAAACCUUCUAGUGUGGCUGGGGAUGAGGAUAAAAUAUCUUCUAUUUUUUAUACCAUUUUGGGCCCGAUGCUUAAUCCUUUCAUCUAUAGUUUAAGGAACAAGGAUGUCCACAUUGCACUGAGAAAAACUUUGAGGAAAAAAAUGUUUACCUAA
Messenger RNA from Microtus oregoni (creeping vole), 942 nucleotides. Its product is annotated as olfactory receptor 145-like. Gene Ontology annotation, biological process: sensory perception of smell; G protein-coupled receptor signaling pathway. NCBI's taxonomy places the organism in Eukaryota, Metazoa, Chordata, Mammalia, Rodentia, Cricetidae. Gene Ontology annotation, cellular component: membrane. Bases 1 to 942 code for a protein of 313 amino acids. The transcript has a single exon. Gene Ontology annotation, molecular function: olfactory receptor activity; G protein-coupled receptor activity; odorant binding. The record is from RefSeq and is a predicted model, not a curated record.